AUGCUCGGCCGAGACGGCGUGCCAAAGACCACGACUGAUCCGGCGGCGGCAGGAGUCCUUGCGGGAACGGGCGAGACCCCCGGCGACGACGACGAGCUCGAGCCCCUGACGAAGUACGUCGACUGGACGGAACAUAUCUCCAUCUCCAUCGGCCCGUUUGUCAUUCUCUUUUUCGAUCUCGCGCUGCCGUGCGGACUGCCUCCCGUCCAGACGGUCGAGAGUCGAAUUCUCGGUUUUGCCAUUAUUGCUUUCGGUUUCGGCGAAGUGUAUAUCCUCAUUGUGCGAGUAUACCGACUCAUCGCCCGCUUCGACGAGUGCGCGCCGCUGCUGUCCAAGCACUGGUGGGAGCUGGACGCCACGACCUGGGUUUACGCACUCGGUCUGAUUGCCGCCUUGGUCCCCUUUGUCUGCUCAACCACAGUUUACGAGCCGGACGUUGUCGAGUGGCUGUACCUGUACUCUCCCGCCUUCAUGUUCAUGGUCCUAGACGUCAUCGCCUUUGCGACGUUGAUCCCGAUCAAGAUCCCGUUCCGCAUCAACUCGGACCCCAAAGGCACACGCCUGAAGCCCAUCGUCUACUAUGCCGCCGAAGACUUCUUCGCCGUCGACGGAGCGCAGAAUAGGGAGUUCCGCAAAAGAUACGUCGAGCGGUACGACAAGUCAAUGAUGUUCCGCAAGAUGAUUCUCGAGUUGACGCUCUUCUGGAUCGGCGGCUGCACUGCGUACAUUGGCUACGUGGCCGGCAUCAUUUGGAACCUGGAAUUUGAACGCGCGUUUGGUACGACGUUGGGCGUCUUGUUUGGGUGGAUUAUAAUCUGGGGUGUCACUGCGAGAUUUUGGAUCGAGUACGCGAUCAAGCGCGAGCAAAAGUGGUGGAAAGAGAACAAGGCCGAAAGAAACGCGGCCAAGCUUCAAUGA
Molecule: messenger RNA, 918 nt
Organism: Colletotrichum acutatum
Lineage: Eukaryota; Fungi; Ascomycota; Sordariomycetes; Glomerellales; Glomerellaceae
Exons: 2
Coding region: 1-918 (305 amino acids)
Source: RefSeq, a predicted model, not a curated record